Aspergillus saccharolyticus JOP 1030-1 is the source of this 834-nucleotide messenger RNA. RefSeq names its product ribonuclease P subunit p20 family protein. The record is from RefSeq and is a predicted model, not a curated record. NCBI's taxonomy places the organism in Eukaryota, Fungi, Ascomycota, Eurotiomycetes, Eurotiales, Aspergillaceae. Gene Ontology annotation, cellular component: ribonuclease MRP complex; nucleolar ribonuclease P complex. Bases 1 to 834 code for a protein of 277 amino acids. Gene Ontology annotation, biological process: rRNA processing; nuclear-transcribed mRNA catabolic process, RNase MRP-dependent; tRNA 5'-leader removal. The transcript is spliced from 2 exons. Gene Ontology annotation, molecular function: RNA binding.
AUGCCACCACAACAAUCCUCGUCAACGACAACAACAACCUCCUCCUCCAAGCUAACCUUCACCAAAAAGAACCAAAACAUGACCAAACUCCCAACAUACGCAAAAGUCCACAAACGCCCUAUCCCACACCCCGCCCCCCCAACGCCCUACACCGGCCCCUCGACCCCAAAAACCAUCUACGUCUCGACCUCGACCCCGAAAAUGAGUGUCGUAACGCGCGUCCGAAAACUCCUCCGCCAAGCCGAGAAGCGCGCGACGGCUGCCCUGCACAACAACGCCUCCAGCCACAAACACCGCGGACGGGCAGGCGCCGGAACUGGGGCCGGAUCGCAAGCGGAACUACUGGCGAAAGUGCAGGAGGCGUUGCGGCGGGAGGAGGUGCAUGUGAAGGCGACGGGGCGGGCGAUUGGCAAGGCUGUGGCGGUGGGGGAGUAUUUCCGGAGGCCGCCGACGGAGACGGAGGGGUAUAGGGUGGAGGUGAGGACGGGGGGCGUUAUGGUGGUGGAUGAUGUGGAGGUUGAUGAGGAGGCGAAGCAGAGGGUGCUAGAGCAGGCGGAGGUGUGGAGGCGGGAGGUGGAGAGUGGGGUUGAGGAAGGGAGUGGGCGGGUGUUGUCCAAGGCGGCUAUCAAGAAACGGAGGAGUCGGUUGAGGAAGAUGGGAGUAGUGGAUGGGCAGGGGAAGGAGGAUGAGAAGGUUGGGGACGUUGAGGAGGAGGAGGAGCAGGAGGAGGGGGAGGGUACUGGGGAAGCCGAGGAAGCAGAAGAGGAAGAGUUGCCGGAGUCGAGGACGAGGUGGGUCAACAUGGUUGAUGUUGUGAUUGGGCUGAAGGGCUGA